This is a messenger RNA of Lactuca sativa (garden lettuce), 2295 nucleotides long. Its product is annotated as RNA demethylase ALKBH10B. Gene Ontology annotation, molecular function: demethylase activity; mRNA binding. Gene Ontology annotation, biological process: mRNA catabolic process. Lineage: Eukaryota; Viridiplantae; Streptophyta; Magnoliopsida; Asterales; Asteraceae. The record is from RefSeq and is a predicted model, not a curated record.
UUAAUUACUUCAAUUCGUUAUAUAUGCACAUAAUAAUUUUGGACUUGUGUUUGUUGACAGGUCAAUGUUGUAAGAGGUUUGAAGCUGUAUGAGAACAUACUUACCCAUACAGAGUUAACUCGGUUAAAUGAGUAUGUGAAUAAACUCCGAGUUGCUGGAAAAAAAUGGACAACUCUCGGGUGAGGGGAUCCUGUGCUUCAUUGAUGCUUUUAUAGCUAAACUAGCUAGUUCAUUCCUUUUUCCAACCCAAGUUCUAAUAUUAUUUAACCUCUGCAAAAAUAACCAAUGAAAAGUUGACAACACAAUAUGUGAAGACACACUUACGGACAUGACACUAUACGCUCCUCAGAAACCUAACCCUCGCUUUCAAUAUUAUAUAUAGUCCCCUUUUUUUCAUUUCUGUCUUCAAUCACUCUAUAAUAAGCACAUGCAUACUCUCUCUCUCUCUCUCGCUAAAACUCCGAAUUAUCAGCUAAUGGGAAAUCCCGAUAACUGACUGAACAUCUUAAGCCAUUGUUUCGAGUGGCCCGAAUGGGAAACAGGUUUUCGAUUAGCUAAUAUUUUUUUUAGUUAGAAGAGACUAGCAUGGCGUCAGCAGCCAGCGUUUCUACAGCUUCCGAUCUAGCCCCGACGACACAUCCAAUAGAGACGUUCACCAAGGACGUGAUUAUCUCCUGGUUCCGAGGCGAGUUCGCAGCGGCGAAUGCAAUUAUUGACGCGUUGUGUGGCCAUCUGUCUCGGUUAGAAGGCGGAAGGUGCGAGUACGAGUCAGUAUUCGCUGCUAUACACCGCCGCCGGAUUAAUUGGAUCCCUAUUCUUCAAAUGCAAAAGUAUUUUUCCAUCGCUGACGUAACUCUCGAGCUCCAGAAAGUGACCGAAACGAAAUCGAAAGGGGUUCAAAAGAUUGAAGAAGAAGUCGAUGUUUCUUUGCCACUGAAAGUGCAGCAUCAUGAAAUUCCAAAAGAGGAUCCCAACGAUAGAAAUAGAAAUCGAGGUGUUGAGGCUGUUGACGAUGAUUUUACCAGACUUAAUUCACCUACAAACGAGAUAAAGAUAACCGAUCCAGGAUCUGAAGAUGCGCGGGAGGCAUUGGUAGAAGAAGAAAACAUAAAGAUAUGCUCAAACCAAGAAGAUUGGGAGGUCUGGAGAGCUCAGAUCAAGAUGACAAAAGGGUUCGUAGCCAAGGAGUCUGUAAAAGGACAUAUGGUCAAUGUUGUAAGAGGUUUGAAGCUGUAUGAGAACAUACUUACCCAUACAGAGUUAACUCGGUUAAAUGAGUAUGUGAAUAAACUCCGAGUUGCCGGAAAUAAUGGACAACUCUCGGGUGAGACGUUCAUCAUUUACAACCAGCAGUCGCAGGCCAUCAAGAGAGAGCUUAUUCAAUUUGGAGCUCCCAUAUUUGGACAGAUAAAUGCCGAAGUUACAAGUAAAUCCCAAGAUACUCAUAUCGAGCCAAUUCCAGAUCCUCUUGAAGGUGUGAUUGAUCACCUGAUUAAGUACCAUCUGAUUCCCGAAAACAGACGACCAAACAGCUGCAUCAUAAACUUUUUUGACGAGGGAGAGUUUUCGCAGCCGUUCUUGAAGCCACCUCAUCUUGAUAAACCGAUCUCUACCCUUGUUCUAUCCGAAUCAACAAUGGUUUUUGGGAGAACUCUUGUUUGUGAUAAGGAUGGAAACUAUAAAGGACCACUUAUGCUUUCUCUCAACCAAGGGUCCCUCUUACUGAUGAGGGGAAACAGUGCUGACAUGGCGCGACAUGUCAUGUGUCAAUCUCCAACUAAAAGAAUCAGCCUCACAUUUUUCAAAGUUCAGACAGAAGACUCGUACUACGAAAAGAACGUCAGAUCAGCAACAAGUUCCAUCACCAUGUGGCAACCUAAUGGCAACGUUAACUCCAAGUCCAAAUGGGAUGUCCUUGGUGCACCACAACUAGUCAUGUUAGCCCCAGUUAAUCCAAUGGUUCUAAGCCUAAGAAGGUGGCCUCAUGGUGGUGGAAGUGGCACCGGGGUUUUCUUACCAUGGAGUAUCGGAUCACAAAAACCAACAAAUCAUCUACCUCCUCGUGUCCAAAGAGGCCGUGUAACUAGUGUUCUCACACUGCCAGCCUCAUCUCAACCACACACACCAGAUUCCACCUCCACUUCCAGUAUUUAGCCUAUGCAGUCAGUCAGGUCAGCUUCACUUGGUCUACAACAAGGCCGUGGUGAUUAGACUUUCCUUUCCAUGUCACCCGAGUGUUGUACUAGUAAAGUGUAAUUUAAAAAUUGUGAAUUAUCAUUAGUCUUUAAAAGUCAA